AGACGAUCCGCUCCGUAGGGCUUAAAACGCCCCGGUUAGACAGCAGCAGUUUUGAAUCGAAACUGGGAAACGCGGACACGUGGCGGAUUUGCAACGAGGCGGGAGUGGGAGGAGGCGUCUUUAUCCGUUUAUGCCGUCCGGACAUGCUGAGUGGCCCGUUCUGGCGAUGGGCCACGCAGAAAGGGCAGGUCUGCCCGUAGAAGGAAAAGUGGCACGUGGAUCAGGAUUUGCUCGCGUACUCCAGCGCGGGUUAACGCAGGGCUGCGGGUGCAGGUUGGAAGGGCGGGAACCGUGGCUCUACCCCGCCUGCUUCUCCCCUUACCCGUUUCUCGCAACCAUCGUUGGGCCACAUCAACGGCAGGUGCUCCGGAGUCCCACCUAAAGUUCUGCAGCUCCACGGCCGAUCAAGAGAUCUCGUUGGGCUUUUCCUAUUUUAUUUUAUUUUAUUUUAUUUUAUUUUAUUUUAUUUUUUUCCCGGAUUUUCACCCUCCCCUCUGCGGUGCCUUCCUGGACUCUACCUUCCACCGCCCUUCGGCAAAGCAACCCGCUUUCUAGAGCGUGGCCAGGGUGGCCGUUUGAUUACCGGAUGGCUCUGGACAGCGAUGCGUUUUUCUACGGGUGCGCUGCUGCGGCUGCCUCGGUCGUAACUCUGUUGACCGCCGUCUUCUACUUGAUGUUCCAAAACUAUCGGAAAUGGAAGGAGAUAGAGGCCAUUCCGGAGCUCAGACCCUGGUAUCCGAUUCUGGGCCACGCCCUGAUCGUGGACAGAACCGGCGAAGGUUUCUUUAAACAGAUAAUUCAGUAUUCGGAGGAAUUUCGCUGUAUACCAUUGCUAAAGCUUUGGAUAGGACCAUUCCCUCAUGUGGUCUUAUAUCAUGCAGACACUGUAGAGGUUAUCUUGCGGAGCUCAACAUUGAUCGAGAAGUCCCAUCUUUAUAAAUUUCUUCAACCUUGGCUAGGCACAGGACUUCUAACAAGCACUGGAAAAAAAUGGCACUCCAGACGAAAAAUGUUAACUCCAACCUUCCAUUUCACAAUCUUAGUAGACUUCCUUGAAGUGAUGAAUGAACAAGCCAGUAUCCUUGUUCAAAAACUUGAACAACACCUGGACAAAGAUCCAUUUGAUUGCAGUUUAUACAUUGCAUUAUGUGCCCUUGAUAUAAUCUGUGAAACAGCAAUGGGCAAAAAUAUUGGUGCACAAAACAACAAAAAUUCAGAGUAUGUCAAAGCUGUCUAUAGGAUGAGCGAUCUAAUUCAUCAUAGACAGAAGACACCAUGGAUUUGGCCCAAACUUUUGUACAGUAUGUCCGGAAGAGGAAGAGAACAUAACAGGAACCUGAAGAUACUUCAUAGCUUUACAGAUAAAGUUAUUGAAGAAGAAGCUCACAAAAUAAAGCAACAGGAGCAGCAUCAAAAUGGUGCUCCUAGUACCAAUGAGCAAAGAAGGAACAAAGUAAGAAAAGCUUUCCUUGAUAUGCUUCUGAGUGCCAGGGAUGAAGCUGGGAAGAAGUUGAGUUACCUCGAUAUCCGAGAGGAAGUGGAUACAUUUAUGUUUGAGGUAUAGAAGGAUCAGACCCGAAUAGCAGAAUGGUCCUUUUUUCUCUUAACUAAUAUCUCUUCUCUAGAGAUUACCUUAUUAAGCUAACAUACUUUUGCUAUUUUAUCAGGUAAUUCUGACCGACACAUCACAAUGGAUGAUCUGAAGAAACUGCGAUAUCUGGAAUGUGUUAUUAAGGAAGUGCUUCGUCUUUUCCCUUCCGUUCCAAUUAUUGGCCGUAUUCUAAAUGAGGACUGCUAUAUCAGAGGGUUUAAGAUACCAAAAGGAACUGGUGUCCUAAUUGUGACUUACGCAUUGCACAGAGACCCUGACAUUUUCCCAGAGCCAGAGGAAUUCAGACCUGAGCGUUUUUUCCCUGAGAACUCAAGUGGACGAAACCCAUAUUCUUAUGUCCCUUUUUCUGCUGGGCCCAGAAAUUGCAUUGGUCAACGCUUUGCCCUGGUAGAAGAAAAGGCAGUUCUAGCAACCAUAUUGCGACACUUUUGGAUUGAAACUAAGCAGAAACGUCAAGAACUUGGCAUAGCUUCAGAACUAAUUCUUCGUCCAACUAGAGGCAUCUGGAUUCAGCUGAAAAAGAGGCCAACUCCUAGCUCUUAGUGUAAGAAACUACAGGAAUAGUGAAUUUAGAUCAUUUCAUCAAUAAAAACUAUGCAUUUUGAUGGCUGGACAAUAAGGAUGACCUACAAUGAAAGAAGGAAGUUGCUUUUAGAAAGCAAUUACAAUCAAAUAGUUUUUGUUUUGUUGACCAAUAUUCAAAUAGUUAACUAAAACAAAACAAAAUAAAACAUACCGGUUACUAUAAUCAGUAUAUACAUAGGAUAUAAUGUAUAAUACAUAUACAUAGCAAUAUAAUUCUUUGUCCAACUAGAUAUAUAUAUAGUUGGAUAUAUAACAGUAAAAUAAAUUGCCAACCAUGCUAUGCUAAACCUGCUACUGCUAUGUUAGGUCAUCAGUUCUGUUCCUGAAUUUUCUCAUCAAAGGUUCAUGAUUAAGCUUAGCAGUCCUGCUAAUUGUCCUGUCCCAUUAUGGAUUGAUAAUUGGUUAAAAACAGAAAGCAACGAGUAGGAAUAAAUGGGGAAUUUUCUCAAUGGAGUGAAAUAAGAAGUGGAGUUCCUCAAGGAUGUGUGCUAGAACCAGUGUUUUUUACCUUGUUAAUAAAUAAUCUUGAAUAUAGUCA
Messenger RNA from Python bivittatus (Burmese python), 2735 nucleotides. The record is from RefSeq and is a predicted model, not a curated record. NCBI's taxonomy places the organism in Eukaryota, Metazoa, Chordata, Lepidosauria, Squamata, Pythonidae.